Octopus bimaculoides (California two-spot octopus) is the source of this 2276-nucleotide messenger RNA. RefSeq lists its product as uncharacterized. NCBI's taxonomy places the organism in Eukaryota, Metazoa, Mollusca, Cephalopoda, Octopoda, Octopodidae. The record is from RefSeq and is a predicted model, not a curated record.
UGAAUAUUCUAUUUUGCAGGAUGUGUUGGUAAAGCAGCGAACAUCAUGUUUGUACUAGAUUCUUCUAGUAGUAUAUGGAUUGUCGAUUAUAAAAAACAACUGGAAUUUGCUCAAAAGCUGGUGGAUAACUUUGACAUCGGUACUGAUAAUUCUCAAGUUAACGUUGGCGCUAUUACUUUCAGUGAUAGAGCUCAUCUCGAGUUUUCACUUGAUCGAUAUGCAGACAACCAACAAGUGAGAAAAGCCAUAGCUAACAUUCCUUACAGAACUGGUCAAACUAACACAGCGGAAGCAUUGGAAGUUUUGAGAUCAGAACUGAAACCGAAGCUACAGUCAUUUUCAUCUCCUUUCAUUGCAAUUGUUAUCACUGAUGGAAAAUCACGUGAUACAAAAGCCACAAAAGAAGAGGCCAAGUUACUUCAUAAACUUGGAAUCCACGUUUACGCUAUUGGUGUUGGAAGUAAUUACGAUUUGGAGGAAUUGAAAGCUAUUGCAAGUGAUCCUGUCAACAAUGUGUUUGAAGUGACCAGUUAUUCAGCAUUACAGAAUAUAGCGAAAUCUUUCGGAGUGAAAACAUGUGAAGCUAUAACAAAACCUCCUGUUGUUCAAGAUACAUCAGCCCAGACAACGAAACAGCAGUUUACAACUACUACAGAAAUGAAGACAACCACUACAACAAAACAGCCUUUCACUACUACUAGAGUAACAACAACAGCAGCAACAACAACAACAGCAACACCAACAACAACAGCAACAACAACAACAACGGCAACAACAGCGGCAACACCAGAAAUGACUUCGGUUGUAACUGCAUCGCCAGCCAAAUCAAUAUCAAUAAAAACCUUUGUUUUUCCAGCAACAGGGAAACCAAGACGUCUGUUUUCUGAUAGACCACAAAGAGAUGAAUCUUCAUCUGUAACCUAUGGGUAUGACCUUAUCUCUAUGGGAGCCUACAGAGCCAACAUGAUUACACAAUUUAUCAAUACUAUGUUGCCGUACACUGGAUAUGGAAAUUUCAGAGUUGUGUCGUUUGCCCACUGUCCGGUUAACUUCAAUGUACCUACGACUUCACUGACUGGGAAAUCUUAUUCAGAAACAAGAAACAGUGUUAAUGUAGCAGUUCCCGGCUUAGCGAAUGUCCUACGUGAAAUGAGAAAAGGCAAUGAAACAAAAGACAGUACGACUACUUCGAAAAAGAACACGGCUGUUUUGUUUGUCGAUCCUUCAGUAACCUCGAUUACACAAGAAGUAUUAGCAGAAAGUGAAAAACUUAAGAAUCAAGGCAGUAAGAUAUUCUUAGUGAAUGUAGGUCGUAAUAUUUGGCCACAACCUCAAUUACUGCAUUCAAUCAGCAGCCAACCUUACAACAGAUACAUUUAUAAUUUCCCAACUUACAAUCAAUUGUUAUAUACCGCUCACAACACACCUUUCAAGCUCAGAGCUAUGUGUAAAGGUUACCGGAACACAUAUUAACAUAGAUGCAGUAGUAUAAUAUAAACACUGUUUACAUUAUACAGUCAUAUACACGUACAUUAUUGUGUGCAGUCACAUACACAUGUUUAAUUAAAAUGUACAGUAGCUACAAAUGACUGCUGGUUCAGUCUGUAGCAAAUUCUACAGAAUAACGCUGUUUCUGGAGUGAUAAUCAGUCAUUGCUGAUUUUCAAAAUGCAGAUCUGGACACUAAAUUAAAAACUAACACGCUGCAUUGUUUGGUAUCAAAUUAUUUUUAUAUGAUUUAAUACACACGCGCACACACACACACACACACACACACACACACACACACAUAUACAUACAUACAUACAUACAUACAUACAUACAUACAUACAUAACUAUAAACUCAAAUACAUCCGUGCAUACAUCGAUGAUUAAUUACCAUGUUAUUUAACUUUUCUUUGCACAGAUAUUUCGCUUCAAUAUUUCGAAAUGUGUUCAACUUCAAUUAUAAAAUAUUUACUGUUUGCGUUGGAGGCAUUUACUACACGUUGGUUCUUUAUUAUAUGCCCAUCAAAAACAUACUUCAUAUUUAUUUUACAUUUCAUAUGUCAAAGCAUUUAAUGUAUAUAAUAUAUAUAUAAUUUUGUAAAGAAAAGUUUUCAUCGACGAUCUCCUAAUAAGCACAAUCAGUUGCUGGCAACAUUUUAUUUAUAUCAAUAUAUUGGGUUUUUUUACGUAAUUUCCUUUAUGGAACGGAAGUUUUAUACGAGCAAUGAGCAUGUCUUUGAAAUAAUGUAUUUUUAUACGUUUUAAUAAAUGAAAUUGAUUAUAAAAUGA